Messenger RNA from Colius striatus (speckled mousebird), 985 nucleotides. It is a transcript of the gene KXD1, whose product is annotated as KxDL motif containing 1. NCBI's taxonomy places the organism in Eukaryota, Metazoa, Chordata, Aves, Coliiformes, Coliidae. The coding region runs from base 263 to 793 and encodes 176 amino acids. The transcript has 5 exons. Gene Ontology annotation, cellular component: BORC complex. The record is from RefSeq and is a predicted model, not a curated record. Gene Ontology annotation, biological process: lysosome localization.
UGCCCCGGGGUGUGGAGAGGACGGGACGGGGCGGGACGCGGCUCUGGCACCGGGGUGACCUCGUGGUGGCCGGGGGCGGCGGGCGGCGGCUCCGGGACCCUCUCCCUCCGCCAACAGCCUCUACUUCCGCCUCGGCGCCGUGACACCGUGCGCGCUGACGUCGCGGGGUCGCGCUUGCCGUGCCCCCGCACCCGGAAGCGAGGCGCGGCUGCCGGUGCCGCUCCCGUCAUGUGAAGCGGCGGGACGGGCUCCCACAGGAGCGAUGGAGCCCACGGCCUCGCAGGUGUUCUGCGGGCGGGUGCUGGGCAUGGUCAACGCCGAGGACGUCAACGCCAUCAUCCUGGCCCAGAAAAACAUGUUGGAUCGGUUUGAGAAGACGAACGAGAUGCUGCUCAACUUCAACAACCUGUCCAGCGUCCGCAUGCAGCAGAUGAACGAGCGCUUCCUCCACCACACCAAGACGCUGGUGGAGAUGAAGAAGGAUCUGGACAGCAUCUUCCGGAGGAUCCGGGCGCUGAAAGGGAAGCUGGCGAAGCAGUACCCGGAGGCUUUCAGCAACAUCCACGAAUCCCCCAUCCUGGAAGAUGACGAUGACUUCGACCCCAUCCCGAAAAGCACCACGACCACCAUUGCUACCUCUGAGCAGAGCACGGAGUCCUGUGACACCAGCCCCGACAUCAUCUCUCCCACCAUGAGCCAGGAUUUCGAGGAUUUAUCCCAAGGCCACUACGAUUUCCCGGCCAUGAACGGACAGAGUCUCACAGAUGAGGACACGGCCAACGACCUGGACUGAGCGUGCGGGUCCUGCGCCCGGGAGGACUUUCUAUCCUGUAUUUAUAUUGGUGUGGGGGUUUUUUGGGGGGAGGGGGAAAGAAGGAAGCGAUGUUGGGGAAGAGGGGCACCUGCCCACCUCUCAGCUGCCACCGACUGUAAUGUAAAGCCCACGAGUCGCUCUGGGGUGAAUCAGUAAAUCCUGGGUUUCAAA